CCUGGAUUUGUUGGUGAAAUCAGCUCUUGUGUUGAAUGAUUCUGGGGCUGAUCAGACAGAAAGAUAUGAGUACACACAGGCUACACCUGCUGCAGCUGCUAGAAUGACAGAAGACUCCUCCGUUGUAUGUAAAGUGCAGGGGACCCCUCGUCUGCCUGCGUUUUCCAAGGAUGGUGACUAUGUUAUCGGUGGACUGUUCUCCAUUCACUACAACAUGGAGGCAGUGAAGCACAACUACACGGCCUUGCCUGAGUCACUCAAGUGCAUGGGGAGACUUGAACCACGUGAAUUGCAUUUUGCACGUGCAAUGAUUUUUACUAUUGAGGAAAUUAACAACAGCUCAAAGCUACUUCCAGGCAUCAGGCUCGGUUAUGAGAUCCAUGAUGCUUGUGCAUCAGUUGCCAUGGUUGUGAAAAUUGCCUUCCAGCUUUCAAAUGGCCUGGACCCUGUGUUUUAUGCUGGUGACAACUGCUCACUGUCUGGUAUGAUGAUGGCUAUUAUUGGUGAGUCUGGGUCCACGCCAUCCAUCAGCAUGUCACGCGCCAUUGGGCCAUUUAAUAUUCCACAAGUGAGCCACUUCGCCACUUGUGCAUGUUUGUCAAAUAAGCAGCAGUUCCCCAGUUUCUUCAGGACAGUACCCAGUGACCAGUUCCAGGCUGAAGCUCUGGCUAAACUGGUGAAACAGUUUGGCUGGACUUGGAUCGGUGCCAUCAGGUCAGAUUCAGACUAUGGGAAUAAUGGGAUGGCAGCUUUCCUGAAGGUGGCACACAAAGAGGGGAUCUGUGUAGAAUACUCUGAAUCCUUCUACCGUAACCACCCACGCAGCAGGAUCCAGAGAGUGGCUGAUGUCAUACGCAGGUCAACAGCCACAGUUAUUGUGGCAUUUGCAGGCUAUGGAGAAUUGAAAUUACUGAUGGAGGAACUGACUAUUGAGCCUUCCCCACCUCGCCAGUGGAUUGGCAGUGAAGCCUGGGUGACUCACCCAGACAUGCUGAGGUUCACCUUCUGUACCGGUGCUUUGGGUUUUGGUAUCCCAAGAUCUGUCAUCCCAGGUCUCAGAGGAUUCUUGCUGGAUCUGUCCACUGCUAAAGUGGCAGAGUCCCCAGUACUGACUGAGUUCUGGGAGGAUGCUUUCAACUGCAGCCUAGUAAAAAGUGCAGCAUCAAACAAACGCACAUGUGAUGGAAGUGAAGACAUAAAAAAGCUCCAGAACGCCUACACUGACACCUCUGAGCUGCGUGUCACUAACAUGGUGUACAAGGCUGUUUAUGCAGUUGCUCAUGCCAUUCACGAUGUUGUGUGUCAGGAGAUUAAUUCUACAACUCAGUGUGACAAACUCACCAGGACAGAGUCCAAACAGAUUGUUGCUGCUCUAAAAAAUAUCAACUUCUCUCAAAAUGGUUAUCAUGUGUCAUUUGAUGCCAACGGGGAUCCUGUGGCCAUGUAUGAGCUGGUUAACUGGCAGAAAAGUAAGAGUGGCAGCCUUGAGAUGGUGACAGUAGGAUACUAUGAUGCUUCACUGCCAGAGGGCCAAGAGUUCCACAUCUACCAGAACCUCACCUGGAUGGAGGACAGGACACAGGUGCCUGUGUCAUUGUGCACUGACAGCUGUCCUCCAGGAACUCAUAAAGUGCUGCAGAAGGGAAAACCCAUCUGUUGUUAUGACUGUGUCCCAUGUCCUGAGGCAGAGAUUAGCAACACCACAGAUUCACUCAAUUGUUUCCUUUGCCCAAAAGAAUUCUGGCCUAAUGCAGAGAGAGACACUUGUUUGCCAAAGCCUGUGGAGUUUCUCUCUUACAACGAAGUUCUAGGAAUCAUCUUGGCUACAUUCUCUGUUGGUGGAGCUUGCCUGGCUGUUAUUACAGGAACUGUGUUCUAUCAGCACAGAACAUCCCCCAUAGUCAGAGCCAACAACUCUGAGCUGAGCUUCCUGCUGCUCUUCUCCUUGACACUGUGCUUCUUAUGCUCAUUAACCUUCAUUGGAGUCCCCUCAGAGUGGUCCUGCAUGCUGAGACACACAGCGUUUGGCAUCACCUUCGUCCUCUGCAUCUCUUGUGUUCUGGGGAAAACUCUAGUUGUGUUGAUGGCCUUCAAAGCGACACUACCAGGCAGCAAUGUCAUGAAGUGGUUUGGUCCUCCACAGCAGAGAAUGACUGUGGUGUCUUUCACAUUUAUCCAAGUUUUAAUUUGCAUUAUUUGGUUGCUUCUUCGACCACCAUUUCCAAUGCAAAAUUUAACCAUGUACAAGGACAGAAUCAUCCUAGAGUGUGCAUUAGGUUCAGUAGUUGGGUUCUGGGCUGUGUUGGGCUACAUAGGCCUGCUUGCUGUCUUUUGCUUUGUGUUGGCUGUUCUAGCACGAAAACUCCCUGAUAAUUUCAAUGAAGCCAAGUUCAUCACCUUCAGCAUGCUGAUAUUCUGUGCAGUCUGGAUCACCUUUAUUCCAGCUUAUGUCAGCUCUCCUGGGAAAUUUACUGUGGCUGUGGAGAUAUUUGCUAUUCUGGCCUCCAGUUUUGGAUUAAUACUGUGCAUAUUUGCUCCAAAGCUUUUUAUUAUAUUGUUUAAACCAAAGAAAAACACCAAGAAACAUGUAAUGAAAAAGAAUUAAAUCUAGGAUUGCUGAAAAUAUAGUUUGUGUUAUGUUAAAUGGUAUAAAUGUUAUCAAUCUGACA
Molecule: messenger RNA, 2669 nt
Organism: Betta splendens (Siamese fighting fish)
Lineage: Eukaryota; Metazoa; Chordata; Actinopteri; Anabantiformes; Osphronemidae
Product: extracellular calcium-sensing receptor-like
Exons: 8
Coding region: 104-2605 (833 amino acids)
Biological process (GO): G protein-coupled receptor signaling pathway
Cellular component (GO): membrane
Molecular function (GO): G protein-coupled receptor activity
Source: RefSeq, a predicted model, not a curated record